Acyrthosiphon pisum (pea aphid) is the source of this 1448-nucleotide messenger RNA. Its product is annotated as L-xylulose reductase. The transcript is spliced from 7 exons. Bases 521 to 1342 code for a protein of 273 amino acids. Gene Ontology annotation, molecular function: L-xylulose reductase (NADPH) activity; carbonyl reductase (NADPH) activity. The record is from RefSeq and is a predicted model, not a curated record. Gene Ontology annotation, biological process: glucose metabolic process; xylulose metabolic process. NCBI's taxonomy places the organism in Eukaryota, Metazoa, Arthropoda, Insecta, Hemiptera, Aphididae.
GUUGUUAAGUAGAUAUUGGUACGAAUAUUUAUCAGGAAUGUAGGACUCUGGAGUGAUGAUCAUUAGUAUAUCCUAGGAGGGAAACCAAUUUUAGAAACCAUACCAACCAGCCCCACAAUAUUUUACAAUCGCAUUGUUGGACUUUAUUCAGACCGACCGUUUUGUGUUGUUUGACAAUAAAAUGAAAACAAUGAGCACAUUAUAGAAAUUAAAACCAUUAAUUACCGAAUACCUAUAUAUUAAUAGUAUAUUACUUAUACAUUUGUGUGCAUUCAAUGCACACACACUUGUUCAAAAGUCACAGUGGAUCCGCACAAAUUCGAUUUACAUUAUGAUAACAUUGAUAACUAACGCGAUUGGACGGAUAUUGUAGUUACUAGCUUCUUACGUGUAGUAGCAGAUAAAGCAACAUAUUUAUAUUUCUCGUACCAGAAAAAUAUUGUGCUGUACUCUCAAAACUUCUCAUCAACUGAUCACCGUACAUCUUUUAUAUAUUCGUUUAAGAAUAAAAAGUAGCAUAAUGUUUCGCUCUAUCAACAAGUUAUCAACACAAUUGAACAACCGUUACGUUAUGGGAACUCUAUCCAGAGGGAUAGCUGAAAAACGUUCGAGUAUGGAAGAGUAUUUCAAAGACAAGAGCUUCAUAGUGACUGGAGCAAGUGCUGGUAUGGGAAAAGUGAUUGCUGGAAGAUUGUUAGCUAUGGACGCGCACGUAUUCGCAGUCGGAAGAGAUAUAGAUAGUCUACCGAGUAUUCCUGGCCUAAAACUGACCAAAGUAACCGUGGAUAUUGGUGACUGGGAUUCGACAUAUAGUAAGAUCUUAGAAAUGGGGCCCGUCCACGGUUUGGUUAACAACGCCGGAGUGGCUCACAUCGAACCAUUUAUGAAGACAACACAACAAGGAUGGGAUGAUACAUUAAACAUAAAUUCCAGAGGAGUGGUAAGGGCAAGUCAAGCUGUAGCUGAAAAUAUGAUUGCUGCGAAAAUCAAUGGAUCAAUAGUGAAUAUAUCCUCAACCAUAUCUGAGAGAGCAAUACCAGAUCAUGUAGCAUAUUGUGCAUCUAAAGGAGCUGUGAACCAAAUUACAAGGACAAUGGCCGUAGAAUUAGGACCUCUCGGCAUAAGAACAAACAAUGUUAAUCCUACUGUUGUAUUGACCAAGAUGGGAUUGAUAGCGUGGUCUGAUCCGAAAAAAUCAGAACCGAUUAUGAAAAGAAUACCAUUAGGAAGAUUUGCACAGCCUAAUGAUAUUGCUGAUGCAGUGAUAUUUCUAUUGAGCGACUAUUCAAAAAUGAUAAAUGGUAUGAACCUAUACGUAGAUGGCGGUUUUAUGACUGGAUGAGCAUUUCUAUACUUUAUAUUGAUGUUGAGAGUAAUAAAAUAAUCAUUAUAAAAUAUAAAAUUAUACAAUAAAAUCUAUAUGAAUAAAUUGUAAUAAUAUUAUGUAC